Molecule: messenger RNA, 3554 nt
Organism: Brienomyrus brachyistius
Lineage: Eukaryota; Metazoa; Chordata; Actinopteri; Osteoglossiformes; Mormyridae
Product: sorting nexin-18-like
Exons: 2
Coding region: 341-2095 (584 amino acids)
Biological process (GO): plasma membrane tubulation; endocytosis; cleavage furrow formation
Cellular component (GO): cytoplasmic vesicle; plasma membrane
Molecular function (GO): protein binding; phosphatidylinositol binding
Source: RefSeq, a predicted model, not a curated record
UUCAGGCUGAUGACGUAUGGCUGGCGCUGUUGCAGUUUUCAGAGAGCUUAUGGCAUCUGGAGCAAGGAUUCGCUUGAGCUGUAACUCUUGGCAGCAGGGAGUGAUUGCUGACUCGCAUUUUUAUUAUUAUUCUGUUUACUAAAGGAGUUUUUUUAAAGCUAUGAAAAGUAACAGUUUUUAAGUCCCUGGCCGUUUUGUUACUAAUAAUCCGACGAAACUGAAGAGGAGCCGCAGCGAAUCGCUGAAAGUGCCCGGACUUGUGUGAGUUGAGUUCGGACUGAUUUAGUAGUUUCUGUCGGGGAGUUUCUCUCUAUUUGUACCGCUCUGGUUGCUCCGCAUUAUGGCGUUAAGGGCGCGGGCUUUAUAUGACUUUAAUUCCGAAAACCCCGGCGAGAUUUCAGUGAAGGAAAAUGAAAUCGUUACUUUGUACUGUGAGCAAGACAUAGAAGGUUGGUUGGAGGGAGUGAACAGUAGAGGGGAAAGGGGGCUUUUUCCUGCCUCCUACGUGGAGAUCCUGAAGAACACGGCUCCAUCUUUUAACAAUAACAUCUCGGCCGGGGACGGGUAUCAAGCUUCAAAGUAUGCCAAUAUCUCUGGUAGCAGCUUUGAUACAUCUUACAAGACACAGCCAAUAGAUGAAAACUUAUCAAAGACUACUGCUCCUAGUUUUACCAGCUACCCAGUUCCAGUUCAGCAUCCACCCAGUUAUCAGCCCAGUCAGGCGAGUGAUGAUGAUUGGGAUGAUGAGUGGGAUGACAGCUCCACAGUUGCAGAUGAGCCUGGAGUCAUUGGUGGGAGUUUUCCAGACUACGAGGGGAACGGGCCGUCCACAUACAGGAUGUCCACUUCAUCGAUGCCUCGGGGUGGGACUGCCCAGCAAGCCAAGAGCUCGGCAACCGUCAGCAGGAACCUCAACAGGUUCUCGACCUUUGUGAAAUCUGGAGGUGAGGCUUUCGUGUUGGGUGAAGCCUCUGGUUUUGUCAAGGAUGGGGAUAAGAUUUGCGUUGUGAUGGGCCAGUAUGGACCGGAGUGGCAGGAGAACCCUUACCUGUUUGUAUGCUCCAUCGACGACCCCACCAAACAAACCAAAUUUAAGGGCAUGAAAAGUUACGUGGCGUACAAGCUGACUCCCACUCACACACAGAGUACCGUCAGCAGAAGGUAUAAACAUUUUGACUGGCUGUAUACUAGGCUGGUGGAGAAGUUUCCUGUUAUUUCCGUUCCUCACAUCCCCGAAAAGCAAGCCACUGGAAGGUUUGAGGAGGACUUCAUUUCAAAGAGGAGGAAAGGCCUGAUCUGGUGGAUGAACCACAUGACCAGCCAUCCGGUUUUGGCCAGGUGUGAUGUUUUUCAACACUUCCUCACAUGCAGCAGCACUGAUGAAAAGUCCUGGAAACAGGGGAAGAGGAAGGCGGAGAAAGAUGAAAUGGUCGGUGCCAAUUUCUUCCUCACCAUUAGCACCCCCGCAGUUCCACUCGACCUUCAGGACGUGGAAAGUAAAAUCGAUGGCUUCAAGGCAUUCACAAAAAAAAUGGAUGAUAGCGUGGUCCAAGUUAAUACCACCUUCAAUGAAUUUGCCCGAAAGCAGAUUGCUGGAUUUAAGAAGGAGUACCAGAAAGUUGGAUUGUCAUUUAAGAUCCUUGGUCAGGCUUUUGAACUUGACCAACAGCAGUUCUCUGUCGGCUUAAAUCACGCAAUUGCGUACACGGCGGAAGCUUAUGACACCAUUGGAGAGUAUUUUGCUGAGCAGCCCCGACAGGAUCUGGACCCCGUGAUGGACCUUUUAGCCCUCUACCAGGGGCACUUGGCUAACUAUCCAGACAUCAUUCAUGUCCAGAAAGGAGCCCUGACCAAAGUGAAGGAGAGCCAGAAGCACGUGGACGAGGGCAAGAUGGAGGGAUCGAGCGCGGAGGGUAUCUGCGAGCGCUGCAACAUCAUCUCGUUUGCCACGCUGGCCGAGAUCCACCAUUUCCAUCAGAUCCGCGUGCGGGACUUCAAGGCCCAGAUGCAGCACUUCCUCCGUGAGCAGAUUGGCUUCUUCCAGAAAAUCACCACCAAACUUGAGGAGGCCUUGCAGAAGUACGACAACGCCUAGUGCGGUGUUGGCGAGAGGGCACCUGCCUCUCGCUCCCUUAUGCGGAAUUAGCAAGCACUGCCUUAGCACCAUUGGCCGGACUGGGCCUGGCCUCCCUCUCUUCCACACGCUCAGAUCCACUGCAUUCAUCUUUGAUGGCUGUUGAUUUGAGGGGGCGGGAUAUUAUUAUAUUUUUUAACCUUGCCCGGGAAUGUAUUUUUCGGGGAGAUAGUUUAUGCAUUUUUGAUGGCUAACAAGGCCCUGUAUUUGCAUCAGUGCUAUUGCAGCGGUGAGCUUAAGGUGUGUUUAACAUAGUCAGUCAUUUUAACAAAAAAAAAAGUAGCUUACAUGAUGAAAGCAAGUUAUAUCAUUGCUUAUAUUAUCAGUGUAAGUUUUAAUUUUUAAUUAGUUAACACUUAUGUUUAACCAUAUUAUUGAGAAAAUAGGUUUUUUUUUAAUUUCGUAAUAAGCCUCAAAAAGGAUACUCAGAAUAAGUGGUCUCUACAUUUAGCGCUGUCGACUGGCCUUCUGUGACUGCCUUGGAUGCGUCUUUAGCAUGGUUGCAAUCUCUGUCCUCACAAAUAAGAAACAAAAUGUUUACAACUACCAAGCAAGCAGCUAUUGCCACAAUCUGUGCCUUCCGCUGGUUUCCCUGGUAUCCUUUCAUGCCUUGCAGAUUUGUGGACUGUUUUUUAAUCUCUUAUUGCUGCAUUAGAAUGAAGAAUGACGGUGACUUUCCAGCUGCGUGAAUUUCCUUGGGGAAUGAGAGCGCUUUUUUUUGUUUGUUUUUGUGCCCUUCUGAUGCUCUUGUAUUUCCUCCUAUGAAUGUCAUGUCUCUGUGAGAAUCGACGCUAUCGAGAUCUCUUGAUGGGGUUACAUGCUAAUCCUGGCAAGUUUUACUUGAGAGGCAGGUGAAGGGUGAAGUCAUCGCUGAAAUCAAGACAAGAAGAGAAGUAUUGUUUUAAAAAUGAAUGUCGUUUGAAUCAAUAUGGGUGUUUCAUACAAUCGCCAAGCUUUCCAGGCACAAGAAAACCUAACAAGUCUGGGAUUCUUGACUUUUUGUGGGGUAGCAUUUCAGUAGCCCAAAUAUGGUCAAGCACCUUACUGGCCAGGUCUGGAUUGUAUCUAGUGGAAUCCUUUCUCCUAUAAUUUGCAGGAUUGGACAUUUAUGUUGUCUGAUUCACUAUAACAACAUCUUGGAGGAACAGUUGGGUUGUUUCCAAUGUAGAAAUUGAGGAAAAGAAACAAAUGCUGAAGUUGCCUCAAUAUUGUUGUUGCUAAAGUAUCAGCUACCUGACGUUGAAAGGUAUUAUGUUACCUUUAGAUGUUGUUAACUAACCAAAAAGUUAUUUGCUCUGUUCGCUGUUAUUCUUUCAGUUCAUCCCAGUUAUCAUGCUAGCAUUGGACCAUUUGAAUCACAACUUAAUAUCCACUGUUUGAAUGACUGUGCAAAAUAAAAACUGGUAUGAAAUACCUGAAA